Messenger RNA from Brassica rapa (field mustard), 1020 nucleotides. Its product is annotated as ras-related protein RABG3a. The record is from RefSeq and is a predicted model, not a curated record. NCBI's taxonomy places the organism in Eukaryota, Viridiplantae, Streptophyta, Magnoliopsida, Brassicales, Brassicaceae. Gene Ontology annotation, molecular function: GTP binding; GTPase activity. Gene Ontology annotation, cellular component: vacuolar membrane.
AAAAAAAGAAAAGAAAAGAAAAAGAAGUAAACUGGAUUCAUGAGAUUCAAGGCAAAGAGGGAAAAUAAUAAUAAAUCAAUAGAUUGGCGCUCCUUUACUAUUUUCCAAGUCCUUGUUCCAUCGGAUUCUUUUCAAAUCGAAAAGAGGAGUACAACCCUAGCAAAUCCUCACACAAGUUCCGCGAACCCGUCUCCGAGAUCUACAGAAUCUUCGACUCCAAUGGCGACAAGAAGACGUACAUUGCUCAAGGUCAUUGUCCUCGGGGAUAGCGGGGUUGGUAAGACUUCCUUGAUGAAUCAAUAUGUGCAUAACAAGUUUAGUCUGCAGUACAAAGCGACUAUUGGUGCUGAUUUCGUAACCAAGGAGCUUCAGAUUGGAGACAAGCUCGUUACUCUACAGAUUUGGGAUACUGCUGGACAAGAGAGGUUCCAGAGUCUCGGUGCUGCCUUCUACAGAGGCGCUGACUGUUGUGCCCUUGUUUAUGAUCUCAACGUUGCCAAGUCAUUUGACUCCCUCGACAACUGGCACGAGGAGUUUCUUAAACAGGCUAAUCCAUCGGAUCCAAAGACAUUUCCGUUUAUAGUGCUUGGAAACAAGGUUGACAUAGAUGGAGGGCGCAGUAGAGUGGUGUCGGAGAAGAAAGCGGCUGACUGGUGUGCUUCAAAUGGAAACAUACCCUAUUUCGAGACUUCAGCAAAAGAAGACUACAAUGUUGAUGAGGCUUUCCUUACCAUUGCCAAAACCGCUCUUGCCAACGAGCAUGAUCAGGACAUAUACUUCCAAGGCAUACCAGAAGCAGUUAUUGAGAACGAGCCAAGAGGGGGUGGUUGCGCUUGUUGAAGCGUGUAUUUUCAUUUUCAUUUACAUUCUUUUUUUCAUGCAUUUUGCCUACUAUUCAUUGAAGUUUGGUGUACUCUUUUGAGUUGCAGAACGAUAAGCUUGUAGAGGCAAAUUUUUUUGCCGUUCCAUCGUAUAUUUAAUUGAUUGGAGGAACCGUUAUUGCUCUUUAAUCAUUUUGCA